AUGGCGACGCAGACGCAGGUGUUGAUAGCCCACACGGGCCAGCGCCUGCAGGUCGACAUUUCUCAACUCUCAUCCUUAGAUGAUUUCAAGGGAUGGGUUGCUCGGCAGAGUUCUAUACCCGUCCAAAAUAUUGUUGCACUUACAUCGCAAGGGAAGACGGUCAAGAUCCAGACCAUACAAACAGAGAGAGAGGUAUACGUUUACGACAUUAGAAUAACUCAAGCUUCAUCCCCCGGCACCUCGAACUCUCUUAUCUCCGAGUUACCCGUACCCAAACGAUAUACUAUAUCCCAAGCCCCGAACUCGAUCGAAAACUCACACUCGCUGCAAUCAUGGCAGGAUCUAUUCAAGAGGCGACGCGACUGGGCCUUGAUGGUGGUUGAAGACUGCCGUAGCAUGGCCGGUGUGGCGCAAGAACGGUAUAACGAAAUAGAUGUCGUGCUAAAAUGCCUCGAUGCCGCCGUAGCAAAUCUUGACACAGCCGUCAAACCGAUAUAUCCAAAGCAUGCCGAGCUGAAGAAAUGGGCAACUCCAACUCAGGAUGAAUAUGCCAACUUGGCUUCUAACUGGGAGCAUUAUCUUGAAUUAGCACGGAGUAUCACCAUCUCGCCAGCGAUGGUGCGUUUUAUGACCGGCCAGGAUGUCCGGAAGACUCGCCAGGCGACACUCGAAGACCUCAUCGACCCCGAACCUACACGUAAAGCUGGAAAGCUCGCUGCUACAUCCUUGCGAAAGUUUAACAGCAAGAUCUCCGAGUUGGACAAGGUUGUUGAGAAGAUGUUUGGCGGUAGUGAAGAAUUGUUCCAAGAGUUUAAUAAACUCUUAGAUCGGUCAGUGAUGCAGCAUAGCAACGACUGUGCCCAAUUGUUAGAAGACAUCGAAGCAGUUGCAAGAAAGGUCGAUACAGACUACCAGACCACCCUAUCCUACACCAAUCAAAGCAAAGAUGUUGCGCAGGUCUCGAAGACUGCCGUCAAUCACACAAAACAGCUUUUACCUAGUAUCCAAAAUCGAGCCUCGGAAAUGGAUGAGAUGAUUCGCUAUGCUACCCAGGCACGCAACGAGAUUGCUGCAACUUCACUAACCUUCAUGCGAAGAAUUGCUGAGAUAACUAGUCUACAUCAUAGUGUCAAGACUCAGAUAAAUGCAAUCAAUCAGGGAGAGGAGGAAAUGACCACCUUCGACUAUCUUCGUCUCAUCCAACAACUUCCUUAUAUGUAUGCAUCUUUUAUCGCCGAGGCUGUACGGCGAAGGGAAUGGUCGGAAAAGGUAAAAGUCGAUUCUUCGACGUUGCUUAAUGAGAUGGCUGUUUUCCAGGACGAGGAAUUAAAGAGACGCAAGAAGUGGCAUAAGAUGGUUGGAAGCACGUACGGCCCUGAAAAGACCGAAAGCAGCGUCCUUGGAUUUGAAGUGAACCUUCGCGGCGACGACGAAUUCUGGCCCCAGAUGACAAAGCAAGAGCUCGACGACUUUUUGACGGUUUUAAGACGCCAUAAUGCAGAUGCAGGGGUCCUAGGAGAUAUUACCAAACUGCUGAAUGAACUCACCAAUCCAACUAAGCAGCAGUCAAAGCGGCUGAAGGCUUUUAAAAAUGGAAGCGUUCACGAAGCAGCUCUCGGACGAAGCGGUCUACUCAUCCGCGGAGAUGACGAUCUACUCAGAAGCCUGCAAGGCGAUAAGUCUAAGUUGGAAGGUAAGCUAAGGACUGCGGAGAGCCGAGUCCGUCGGCUAGAAGAUCUAUUGCAUCGCCAAACCCAAGCAUCGAGGCCGUCACCUUUGGGGAAUCUCUUCCAGCCGCAGCAGAAUGAUUCCACCGACUCCGUCAAAACGACUCGUGCACCUAAUGAUCGUCGUCGAUCCAUAGCGUUGGAGAAUAACGAGGCUCUAUUUAAUCGUAUCUCGCAGCUGGAGGGAGACCUGAAUGCUCAAAAAGAACGAUCUGCAAUUUUGGAGAAGGAAGCAAAUACAAUCGAACACAUGAAGGGUCGAAUAGACGAAGCUAAUUCAAUGAAGCAAGAUCUCUUAGGGAAUAUGGAGGCCCUGAAAAGAGAGUUUAUGUUGGAACGGAAGUCGUUGGAAGAUGAAAUUAAAGCCUUGAAGGAUCACAUUGAAGAGACUGAAGAUCAAAUCGAACACUUUGGCGAAUCUAGGGAAAACGAGAAGAUCACGCACGAUGAGAAGCUUCAAUCUUUGGAGGUAGAAGUCGAGCGUCUCACAAGAGAGAAGAAGGAUGAUGCUCUGAAGACUCAGGGCCAACUCGAAUUUUUACGUAACGAGGCCCGAAGAGAAUUGAAAGAAGCACGUGAGAAGAUCCGAGACCUUAACAAGCGAGCCGACACUUUCAACGAAAACAACGAGACACAUGCUCGCUCGCUUAGAGAGCUUCAUGGGCAGUUAUCUCCAACGGAAGAGCCUCCUCAAGACCUCGCCGAUCUCCUGGAUGCUUUCAAAUCCCUCGAGCAAGAUCUGUCUUUAGUGAAAGCUGAUUUUGAAAUUGCCCAGGGCACUGCCAAGGAGGUUAAGUCCGACGAACAAAUGGGUUCGAUACAUCUUCGUGAGAAUUUGGAUAAGGAGAAGACUAGAAAGCAGCUCAACCAGCUACGACUCCAGAUGACCGAAGGGGAAACGGGAUCGGAGACAUUGCGGAAGAAAUUAGAAGACGAGGAGAUGCGAGUCGCGGAGCUAACUGAACAAUUAGCAUCGAAACAAUCCCAAGUAGGCAGUCUCGAAGAGGAAGUCCGAAUGUUCCAGGAGAAGUUACACCGGUCCGAAACGCGUAAUGUUCGCACCAAAGAUCUUACUCAGCGGCUAUAUACGCAAAACGAGAGGCUCUGCAGGCUCCUCGAACGUCUUGGAUUCUCUGUAGCGCGAAAGGAUGGAUCUAUGGCCAUCGUAAAGAUUCCACGAUCGGAACGCACUUCUCACAACCCUAACGAUUCUUCGGAUCCUGGCAACCCUCUUGCGGACAGUGCUGACCUGAAGUUACUCUACUGGAUGAACGCCGAGGACUCGAACGCCGAAGAUGAACAGUACCAAGCGUUCAUGGCCGGCCCAGGCAACUUCGAUAUCGAUGCCUUUUCCGAGAUAAUGUAUCGACGCGUGAAAGAAAUCGAGCAUACGGCUCGAAAGAUGACACGGGACGCCCGUAAUUACCGAGAACGGGCACACGACCUUGCUAAAGAAGCCCGCGACAAGAUUGCCUUUAGACAGUUUAAAGAGGGCGACUUGGCCUUGUUUCUUCCUACCCGUAACCAGACAACCGGCGCCUGGGCCGCUUUUAAUUAUGGAUGUCCUCAUUUCUUCCUGCGCGAGCAAGAAGGCCAUCGCUUGCGCACUCGUGAGUGGCUCGUAGCUCGCAUAACUCGUAUUCAAGAGCGUGUAGUCGAUUUGUCUAAGAGCUUACAGUCCGCUGCCCCCCCAUCGGAGACGGAAACCGACUCGAUCAACACAGGCGAUGAAAACGAUAAUCCGUUUGAUUUGUCGGAUGGUUUGCGUUGGUGGAUGAUUGACGCACACGAGGAUAAACCUGGCGCCCCCGCUACACCCGGGCCUGGGAGAUCUACAGUGGCUGCGAAUAACGUUGCAGCUGUCGCCGACAUGCACCAGCAUGUUCGUUCGAGUAAAGGUAAAUCCAAACUCGGCCCUAAUGGUGGAAUUGAGGGCGUCAGCAGAACUCUCAGCAAGAGCCUCGAGAGCAGACGUAGUAGUUCGGGUUCUAAGAAAGCCCUGCCGUUUGCUGGAGGAGGCGGCGCCGGGAAGGGCAGUGCGCUGGCCAGUGAGACGAAUAGCAUCACGAGCCCGACAGUAGGGCAGGAAGUCGCAGGGCCGAGCGGGACGCAACAAGUUGCAGGUGACAAACAGGCAGCCGCGGAUAACGGCGAGCAAAGCGAGCCCCGGCGGGAAGACGACAACAAUUCGAAUAUAAAUAUAAGCCCACAAAGGCCGCCGACACAGCCGCGAACACACUCCCAGCAACAAAUGAGUACUGCGUCUAUCGAAAGCCCAACAAGCCCUGCUAGAAGAAGUGUUGUAUGGGAUUCACUUUGGAACCUGGAUGUCAGCUAUCCUGGGAAGUGA
Molecule: messenger RNA, 4077 nt
Organism: Annulohypoxylon maeteangense
Lineage: Eukaryota; Fungi; Ascomycota; Sordariomycetes; Xylariales; Hypoxylaceae
Product: autophagy-related protein 11-domain-containing protein
Exons: 11
Coding region: 1-4077 (1358 amino acids)
Biological process (GO): reticulophagy; autophagy of peroxisome; positive regulation of protein phosphorylation
Cellular component (GO): phagophore assembly site membrane; Atg1/ULK1 kinase complex; extrinsic component of membrane
Molecular function (GO): protein kinase binding; molecular adaptor activity
Source: RefSeq, a predicted model, not a curated record